This is a messenger RNA of Anolis sagrei ordinatus, 4283 nucleotides long. The record is from RefSeq and is a predicted model, not a curated record. NCBI's taxonomy places the organism in Eukaryota, Metazoa, Chordata, Lepidosauria, Squamata, Anolidae.
GCGCAUGCGCAGUGGUAGGUCAUUAAAAAUUUUGGAGGAAUUUGCGUCGGCGGAUAUGGUGACUUCAUGUAGGAAAACUAAAGAAGUGUUUGGCUUCUUUUGGUGAAGAAGUGAGCGAGGGUUCGUCGGUCUUGAUCUCAUUUACUGGAGUUUGGCUAUUGGAGAGGCCAGAGGUCAGGAACCAUGGCGAAUGUGAGCAGCGCAGGAGACCCAGGUCUUGCUCGGAUGAGCAUCGCAUCCCAAUUCUUUGCCGGAGAGGAGACUACUGCCAUUGACACCAUGACCACCUCCGAAAGGGUUGUGGAUUUGCUAAACCAAGCAGCCUUAAUCAGCAAUGAAUCGAAAAUCACAAUUCUCAAGCAGGUCCAAGAACUGAUUAUAAACAAGGACCCCACCUUACUGGAUAAUUUCCUGGAUGAGAUCAUUGCUUUCCAGGCAGACAAGUCUGUCGAGGUCCGGAAGUUCGUCAUUGGGUUCAUAGAGGAAGCCUGCAAACGGGACACAGAGUUGUUGCUCAAGCUCAUUGCCAACUUGAACAUGUUGCUGAGGGAUGAAAAUGUCAAUGUGGUGAAGAAGGCGAUCCUGGCCAUGACUCAGCUGUACAAGGUGGCGCUGCAGUGGAUGGUGAAAUCCCGAGUGAUCAAUGAAAUGCAGGAGGCUUGCUGGGAAAUGGUGUCAGCCAUGGCCAGUGAAAUCAUCCAGUUGCUGGACUCCGACAACGACGGGAUCCGCACCCACGCCAUCAAGUUUGUGGAGGGGCUGAUCAUCACCCUGUCGCCCCGCAUGCCGGACUCGGAGGUGCCCAAGCGUCACAAGACCGACAUCAGCCUGGACCGGGUGCCCAAUGACCAUCCCUACAUCAAAUAUAAUAUCUUGUGGGAGGAAGGCAAGGCGGCCUUGGAGCAGUUGCUGAAGUUCAUGGGGCACCCGGCCAUCUCCAGCAUCAACCUGACCGCAGCACUGGGAUCUCUGGCCUCCAUCGCCCGCCAGCGGCCUAUGUUCAUGUCGGAGGUGAUCCAGGCCUAUGAGACGUUGCAUGCCAAUCUGCCCCCGACGCUGGCCAAAUCUCAAGUGAGCAGCGUGCGGAAGAACCUCAAGCUCCAUUUGUUGAGUGUCCUGAAGCAUCCGGCAUCAGUGGAGUUCCAGGCCCAGAUCACCACCCUCCUGAUGGACCUGGGCACCCAGCAGGCCGAAAUCACCCGCAACAUGCCCAACCUGAAGGAGCUGCGCAAGCGCCCACGGGACGAGAGCGAUCCCACCACGAAGAAAAUUAAGAUCGAACCAGCCCUUGGGGAGGAUGAUGAGGAUAAAGACUUGGAGACAGUGGUGGUCCCAGCCCCUAAGCCCUCCAUCCAAGUCAGUACGCAGUCGGACAUCGACAUCACAGCGGAGUUCCUGCAGCCACUUCUGACUUCAGAUAAUGUGGCCAACCUGGUUCUCAUCAGCAUGGUCUACCUUCCUGAGAACAUGCCUGCCUCUUUCCAAGCGACCUAUACCCCUGUGGAAUCAGCUGGCACAGAUGUCCAGAUCAAACAUCUCGCCCGGCUCAUGGCUAGCCAGAUGACAGCAGCAGGGCUGGGACCUGGCGUGGAACAGAUCAAACAGGCCAAGGAGGCGCUUAAAGAAGAGAAACCCCUCAAACCCGAAAGUGUGUUGAUCAAGCGGCGCAUCUCAACCAUUCAACCUGGGCAGGCCAUCUCUGUGGUGGGAGCGCGGACCACCACCAGCGCCGCCGCCGACUCAGAGGCCUCCCAGACCAAACGCCGCCCAGAGCCCAUCAUCCCCUCCACUCAGCCCAGGUUGGCCGGCGCCAGCGGACGGAAGAAGAUCUUCCGCCUGAGCGAUGCCAUCAAGCCUCUGACAGACGCACAGAGGGACAAGCUGAAGGUGGCGGCCGUGAAGCGGAUCUUGCGCUCGGAGAAGGCCGUGGCAUGCAGCGGGGCUGCUCAGGCCCGGGUGAAAAUCCUCUCCUCCCUGGUGACCCAGUUCGAGGUCCCGCUCAAGAACGAGGUCCUGAACUUCAUCCUGGACGACGUCCGCAACCGGCUGGACCUGGCCUUUGCUUGGCUGUACCAAGAGUAUAAUGCCUAUUUGAGCCAGUAUCCCACUGGUUCUCUCAACAACUACGAUGAGUGUCUCAUCGGGCUGCUCUCUGGGCUUCAAGAGAAGCCGGACCAAAAGGACGGGAUCUUCACCAAGAUGGUUCUUGAGGCCCCACUGAUCACAGAGAGUGCCUUGGAGGUGAUCCGGAAAUACUGUGAGGAUGAGAGCCGGUCCUACCUGGGCAUGUCCACCCUUCGGGAUCUGAUCUUCAAACGCCCAGCCAGGCAGUUUGAGUACCUGCAUGUUCUCUUGGACCUCAGCUCCCAUGAGAAGGACAAGGUUCGCCAGCAAGCCCUUCUGUUCAUCAAGCGGAUGUAUGACAAAGACCACCUGAGGGAAUAUGUGGAGAAGUUUGCCCUGAAUUACCUGCAACUCCUGGUCCAUCCCAAUCCUCCUUCUGUCCUUUUUGGCGCUGACAAAGAUACAGAGGUGGCUGCUCCCUGGACAGAAGAGACCAUCAAGCACUGCCUCUACCUUUACCUGGCCCUCCUUCCCCAGAACCACAAAUUGAUCCAUGAGCUGGCAUCUGUGUAUACGGAGGCCAUUGCUGACAUCAAGCGUACCGUCCUCAGAGUCAUCGAGCAGCCAAUCCGUGGGAUGGGCAUGAAUUCCCAGGAGUUGCUCAAACUGGUUAAAAACUGCCCCAAAGGUGCAGAGACCUUGGUGACCCGCUGCCUGCACAGCCUCACUGAUAAAGUUCCUCCAUCUCCGGAGUUAGUGAAGCGAGUUCGAGAUCUGUACAAUAAAAGGCUCCCAGAUGUCCGCUUUCUUAUCCCUGUCCUCAACGGCUUGGAAAAGAAAGAGGUGAUUCAGGCCCUCCCAAAGCUCAUCAAGCUGAAUCCCAUCGUUGUGAAGGAAGUGUUUAAUCGCCUGCUGGGAACACAACACGGUGAAGGCAACUCGGCAGUUUCUCCUUUGAAUCCUGGGGAAUUGUUGAUUGCCCUCCACAACAUUGAUUCCACCAAGUGUGACAUGAAGUCAAUCAUCAAAGCCACCAACCUGUGCUUUGCUGAGCGCAACGUCUACACAUCGGAGGUCCUGGCCGUGGUGAUGCAACAGCUCAUGGAGCAGAGCCCGUUGCCCAUGCUCCUCAUGCGGACAGUCAUCCAGUCGCUGACCAUGUAUCCGCGCCUGGGCGGCUUCGUCAUGAACAUCCUCUCCCGCCUCAUCUUGAAGCAGGUGUGGAAGUAUCCCAAGGUCUGGGAGGGCUUCAUCAAGUGCUGCCAGCGCACUAAGCCCCAGUCCUUCCAGGUCAUCCUCCAGUUGCCUCCACAGCAGCUCAGCGCCGUCUUUGAGAAGUGCCCAGAGUUGCGAGAGCCGCUGCUGGCCCACGUCCGCUCCUUCACUCCGCAUCAGCAAGCCCAUGUCCCCAAUUCCACCAUGGCUAUCCUGGAAGCGAGCAACAAGCAAGAGGCCGAAGGAAAAGACUUGCAGGCGACCGAGGAAGUGCGGGGCCCUGCGCCCCCCAAGAACAAGGGGAUAAAAAGGGAAAGAGAGGAAGAAGCUGAGCCCCAGCCGCUUCUUCCUCGGGUGUCCCAGGACAUGAUCGCCCUCCGCUUGGCACAGGAAAAGGCCCUCAAGCGCCAACUGGAAGAAGAGCAGAAGCUGAAGCUCAAGCAGCAAAAUCAGCAGCAACCACCCCGUGCCACAGCCCCAUCGGCCCCCCCUCCGUCAGAGGAGUCUGUGGACCUGCAUGAGGACGUGCCCGAGGCGGAAAAUCCCACCAUCUUCAUCAGCAUGCCGGAGGAGGAGGAGAGCCUUGGUGGAGAAAACUCUCUGCUGGAUUCCAGUCUGGAGGGACCCUGGCCCAAUAAGGAAGGGCAAAGCAAGGAAGGGGGAGCCAGCAGCAGUUCAGAUGAAGGAUCGUCAGGCAAACUGCCCGCAGCCAACCAACCCUCUCCUUCUCCCGAGGAGCCUGAAAUGGAGACCCAAGCGGCCGAAGCAAAGUCUCCCAGCCCAGCGAAGGAAGAGCCCAAGCCCAGCCCAGAAGAAGAGAAAACAAUGGAGAGCUGAUGAUUAAGAAAAAAAAAACCCACAACUAACCUUAGAGAAAAUAUGGAGCAAAAAAGAGAGACUCUUGAAGAUGCAGAGAAUGGGGUUCAGCCUGUUAGGAAAGGAGUCCCGAAACAGAAAUGGAAAAGAUAUAGAUUUCUAGACAAAUAAAAGAAUUUCAGAACCUA